Molecule: messenger RNA, 1933 nt
Organism: Salvelinus sp. IW2-2015
Lineage: Eukaryota; Metazoa; Chordata; Actinopteri; Salmoniformes; Salmonidae
Product: homeobox protein Hox-C9-like
Biological process (GO): proximal/distal pattern formation; regulation of transcription by RNA polymerase II; anterior/posterior pattern specification
Cellular component (GO): nucleus
Molecular function (GO): RNA polymerase II cis-regulatory region sequence-specific DNA binding; DNA-binding transcription factor activity, RNA polymerase II-specific
Source: RefSeq, a predicted model, not a curated record
CUUCUUCUCUAGGCAUAUAUGACAACACAAAGGCUUAUUCUCGGAUCAUAGAUCAGUGUAUGCCAUAUUAGUCUCACAAAACAAGAAAGUGUAUUCCUCUUGUUGCAAGCCUACAUCUCUAGCCUGAUUCUUCCCUGCAGCACAACAUUCCCUUAGUCCCCGUCGUUGCUGUCUGUCCUCACUGUUCCAGUGGUGGUUUUAUGUUAAGCUAGGAACUCGACUGUAGUUUUAUUAACGACACGUUUAUGAACAAUCAAAUGGUCCUCGUAAACAUUUAUUGAAGGGCAUAAAAACAUGCACUGCCACUUGCCGAAUAUAGCCGCUGUAGUUGGCCAUGUUUCAAGCAUCGUAGAAGUAACUCUUUCCUCUAUCUAUCCAAACAUCAUUUGGGGGGGAAAAAUAUCCCACUUCUGCUUCUUUGUUGUCUGUGCAAACUUUUUUCUUGUAUAUACAUUUUGGUGCAAUGGUAGUAGGAUAGAAUGUACAAUAUUAUCUAUGCAGGCUGCUCAUAAAAUCAAGUAGACUAUAUUUUCUCCAAAUGAAAAGAUAAAUACCGUUAUACAAUGAACAACGCAGAAUAAUUCAAAGCCUAAUGUGUUAGAGAGUGAGUUUAAUGAUCCAUUUUACUACUGAACUAUGUCUAUACGCGCAUAAACCUGGACUACGGAGACAUUAGACAGAGAUUGAUUACAUCAGCAAAUAGUGCCUACGAUUUCAUAGUUUGACGACUAGUUUCACAUAUUCUACUCAUUUUUGCUGCUAUUUGAUCAACGUCAGAACAUAAUACUGUUGAAUUUACCUCAUAUGCACCCAGGAAAAAAACAUCUGAAUAUGAUUCUAUAAUCCAUGACUAGUGCAACGCUAUGCCAGGAUAACUCGCGCAUUGAUCCACAGUGCAAUGUUUGUGGGGGUAAAUAUAAUCACGUGUUGCUUCGGCAGCCAAUAGCAGCCGGGGAAGCUUUGAGAAAUAAUUACCUGCCUUGAUUGUUCUAUGGGUAGAUAAAAAAGUACACAUACACUCCAAAAAAUUAUCGGAUGCAUGUAAAAUAGACGGGCAGCAUCGACAUGUCGGCCACGGUUCCCUUAAGUAAUUAUUAUGUAGAUUCCUUGAUAAACCACGAAAGCGAGGAUGUUCUUGCGGCUCGAUUCUCGGCUUCUGGUUCGCACCCUACCGGCCCUCGUCCGACGUCCCUCGUAUCGGAGUGUGGUGACUAUCCCUCCUGCAGCUUUGCCUCUAAACCAUCCGUUUUCACUACAUCCUGGACCCCUGUUCACUCCCAGUCCUCAGUGGUUUACCAUCCAUACAGCCAUCUAGGAACGGACUCAAGGUAUGUGCGGUCAUGGCUGGAGCCGAUCUCGGGGGCAAUGUCCUUUCCAGGCUACCCUGCCAACGCCAGACACUAUGGGCUGAAGCCCGACGCCUUCCAGGAGCAUCGAGCCAGUGACUGCCUCGCCUCCAACGGACGCACCUACACGGAUUAUAUAUAUUGCACCACCGCUGACAUCCGAGAAAAGACCCAACCUAACAUCCCUUCUCCCGAGACCGAGCCUUUGGCUUUCGGGAAGCAUAAAGAGGAGAAGCCAGAAUUAGACCCGAAUAACCCAGUUGCAAACUGGAUUCACGCGCGUUCAACAAGGAAGAAGCGGUGCCCUUAUUCAAAAUACCAGACUCUCGAACUUGAAAAGGAGUUUUUGUUCAAUAUGUACCUAACCAGAGACCGUCGAUACGAGAUGGCAAGUGUCCUCAACCUCACGGAGAGGCAGGUCAAAAUCUGGUUCCAGAACCGGCGCAUGAAGAUGAAGAAAAUGAACAAGGAAAAAACUGACCGCAACAAAGAACAAUAAUAAAGGAAUGGUUACAACAACGACAAAGGACAAAAACAAGAAUCAGACAACAGUAAAAUAACCACUAUUGCCAUGGAUAACAACAAAG